AUGAGUUCAAAUGAUAAUAUUACUGAGAUACUAAGUAGGUUUUCUAGCUCUGCUUCGCAGCUUGCUGAUCUAAUAGGUCGUUCAUCAUCUGACAAUGGUGUAUCUAAUGCAUUAGAAAAUGCAAGGAGCUCUCUAAAUUCUCUUCGGUCGGACACGAGGCUGGCCAACGACGUCUCCCGUUCGUUUCGUUCGAAUCCUGGUACUUCGAGUGGCUCCUCAACUAGUCGAGCAACCCUACCAUCUGUUACCAGGCAGCAGAGGUCCUCUUCUUCUCACCGCUUUGCUCCUUACAGACAAAGCGGUAAGAGAGGAGCAGGGCGUGAACCAAAACGGUUCGACAUGAUGCUCAGGGUCGUCGAUCACGUCCCGGAACUGUUUGAAGAAACCAAGAGCAUCUCCAACUACCAAGGUCAGGCCAUACUAGAAACGGCGUUUUUUUUAACCGAGGAUCAGACAGAAGAUUUAGUAAGGGAAAAGAUAAUGGGUGUCAUCCGUCGGCAGUUUCAAGAUUUUGAUGGGCAGUUUUCUUAUGCAGCGCGGAGAAAUAGGAACUUUCUCACUUUAGUGGCCGACCAAAAUCUUGAUGCACGGGGAGUAUGGACCUUAAAAGGGAAUGGUGCCGUUUAUGUCGUGCUGGAUUCUCCCGCAACACCGACUAAUGAGGUAAGCCACGACCCGUAAAUGAAAAAACAGAUAAGUGCUUGUUGUAAACUAAUUUCCACGACGCUUAUUACUUAACUGGAGGCGCGUAGCGUAACGAUUUUUUAACCGCAAUUAUUUUAAAGCCAGAAUAGAGGGCUUAAGGUUUAUAGCCAUACGGAGGGGAUAUGUGAGUGAUAACAAUUUUGCGUCAACCUUUGUCACCUUAACCUGCAUAGACUGAAUAAAAAAAUAUAUCGACUUUCCGGAAGAACUUAAUUAGUACGGUCGAACAGAUAAGAGGUAGUACUUGAAAUAGUGGAUCUCUGGGGUUUUGCGGAUUAAGUCCUUCGUCCUAUAAAAAAUAGUACUCUUUUCUUAACUUAAUGACUCUGUGCUUUGACUAGGACGAACCUGAGGAGGAACACGUCGUAACUCCGCAGAUGCACUUAAGUCCUGUGGAAGUGGAAGAAAGGGGGAGACAGGUAAUAUCCAAUGUGCCUUUUUCUCAUUCCUUUAUUCGCCACGUGACUUAGAACCUCUCACAGUGUUUCCUGAUUAAACAAGAAGAAGACAUAUUGCGUGGGUGUGCUAAGGGGGGAAGGGGGGGGGGCAGUAUCCCAUAUUUCGGCUGUACGUGCAUGUAUAUGUGCGGCCAAAAGGAUACGGAUUUACAGAAAUACAGUCCUCGAAUAGGGAAUAUGAGAGGUUUUACUUCAUUUGCAUGCUUUUAUUUAAUAGUAAUUUUCCCGCUCAUCUUUUAACAGCGGACGUGUGUAUGUGUGUAUGUAAGGGUGUAUGUAUGUUUGUAUGUAUGUAUGCAUUAUUAUCAUUAUUAAUCUUAUUAUUACUAUUUUCAUUAACAUCAUCAUCAUUAUCAUCAAGUGCAGGUACACGGAAAGUUGUAUCGUUUUUUGGGGAAAAAGAACUUUUUAUCAUUCAUAGAUAUCAUCUUAUUGUUGAAAUGUAGAUAGCUUUCAAAAUUAAUGUUUCACUUUAUUAUGCCUUAUUUUAUCACCCAAAUCUGUACAACUAAUUUCAAUAAUUAAUUACUUUUUUUUUUUCGUUUUAUUUGAUACAGCCACUGUGUGUAGGGUAAAAGGGGGAGCUAUACAGUAAAUUGUGUAUUUGAGUAUAUAUUAUUUGUUACGUUUCUUAGUUUCUUUCAUUUUUUUUCCUCUUUUUGGCAGUUUCGGCGUACUCUCUUAAACGAAGAUAAUUCUGUCGUCGCCGACUCAAGGGGUGCUAUUUCCAAUUUCCGGGCUGAAGAGGCAACGAGUAAAGUAAGCCGUGACAGAUUUUUUUUCCCCUCCUUCAGUCUCCGUUAUCCAGCAUUCACUCUCCACAAAAAGAAAAGUGACCAUGUUUAUGAACUUUCCCUUUCCAUUUAUUCUGAAAUGCGAUGUGACAUCACUCCUCUUGUAUGGAUAGGGUGCUGGCACACGUAGGCUAAUUUUGAACAAUCGCGAACAAUGCGGUACCUGUCUUACUUUGAUUUUUUUUUUUGGGAAACAGGUUUUCCGUGGUCAUCGUGAGACCGGAGAGCUGCAACUGAAAAAGUCUAGUUUAAAAGAAACAGGUGACGUACAUUUCAUAAAAUAUUCCGCCAUUUUUUAUUACCUGCCAGCCGCCCAUGGUGGGCUUCUUCGCAUGGGUAUUGGACUAGUGUGAUGGAUAGGACAGGCCAUUCGACAACCCAAAUACAUUUCAAAAUACUUUCAUAUGUUUGACAAGCCUGUUUGGUUAAUUUGAACUUGCCCUGCACGAAACUGUGCUCGAAGCUGUCAGCUGCCCUGAUAAGACAGGUCCGAAGUUCGAGGAUAGACAACAUUACUUAUACUACUCUAGCCGCAUUUUCAUUAAGACCGAAUUUUCAGAAGGCCUUUUAUAAAACUAAUUGCAAUGUCUUAGGCUAAAAAGGUGAAAGAAACGUCCUUCCAAAACCAUGGGUAAACGUUUAGGAACACUCCGCUCAUCUUACAAGAACAAUACGGUUAUCCCGGAAUGUAUAUAUGCUACAUGUUGCUCUUUUCAUUUUAGCCUUUCUCGAGCUAUAAAAAUUCAUGAAUAAAGGCAAAUCUCACCGAACAAAAGUCACUACGUGCUGCCCCAAUAUAACUUUGAUUUCCUUCUUAAUACAACUGAAAGAGUUGGUCCUUUAAUGGGAAAAAAACAUUACCUCUUUUAUUUAUAGGAUUAAUGAACCUAGGAGGGCGUAGAGGUGGCUUAGUGUCAGUUUUGUGUGUAUUGCAAUGGAUCCACCCAAUCAUGAGCCUUGUGGAGAAAGGGAGCAGCGAAUUUAUUAAAAAACUUCAACAGGUAAAAUCAGUUUCUCCGAUGUUUUAAUAAAGGUAGAACCUAUUGUAAAGUUGGAGUCAUAAGUUUAAGCUACUGAUGACCAAAGAAAUUUGACACUACAUGAGUUUUGUCUUCUGUCUGCAAAUAUGUUUCACAAAAGUAAAUCUGGAGUUACUGGGUACGAACGACGCUAAUAAAAUUGUACUCUUUUUGUCUUCUUGAUAUAUAUCAGUGCUUUGCAGUUAGAGGUAGUGCGGAUGUAAGAGUAAGGGGAGUGCUAGAUUCCAUUCUUUCGGGGAUGGAAAUAACAACCGGGAAGGAUGAUACAAUGGAAGCAAACGCAAUAUUGGACAGUUUGUUGCGUUGCAUAGCAGAAAAUGAAGUGGUAAGUAAAUGCAGACUUAUAGUUCAAAUUAAAAACUGGUAAACGUGCAGCGAGCAACCAUGAGGCUGCUGAACGCCUUACGGUAUUAAAUCAACUGAGUAAAUCCCGUUUAAUUCGUUUGGUUUAUACUAUAGACAGCUGGAAUCCUUGGCAAGUUACUAGCGGGCAAAAGGUCUACUCGCACAACGCUCAACAGUUCACAGUCAGAGGAAAUCACCCUAGAGGAAGACAUUGAGGAUUCUUGCCGUAUCCUUUCAAACCUGAAAUCCUCCCUUACUGUAACAGCCUCAUUCUCCAAAGAUCAACUCUACUGUAUUAAGAUUUAUAUCCUUGACUUUUGUUAGUGACUAUGACGCUCACUAUAAAGAUUCGGUCAUCUUCUGCCAACUCCGCAAGCAUGGAUGAUCGUUUGCGCGAUGUUCUGAAUGAAAAUUUAAAAAGUAACAGUCCCCUACCGUUUUCGGACUGGAAGCAGACAUGGAAAGAUAGAUAUCCCAAUCAACACACAGGAGGUCAGGAGACAGCAACCUACAUAUAUUUCACUGCUUGCUUGCUGUUAGCGUAUAUCAACUAUUACAUUGCAAUUCAAUAUUGCCGGUCUGUUUUCGACAAUUUAUCGAUAGUAGUCGAUGUUUGAUUCAUAGGGCAGCGCAUCUUUCUUUCCUUCCAUUCUUUUUUUUUUUUCUCGCAUUUCUUUUCUUUUUUUUAACGUUAGCGUUGUUGAUACUCGCGUAGUUGGCUUGGUUACUCGUGAUUAUCUUGCUCCUGCUUGUUGAAUUAAACUUUUUUUUUCUUGCAAUAGCCAAGGAAGCGGAUUUGUGUGCCAUUAGCUGUCAACUGUGGAAAGAUUGUCCCGAUUGCCUUAUUGUAGGUCUCGAUAGAACCUCAAAACGCGGGAAAAUGGUAAGGCUUCAGACACAGGCAGUAUAUUACUCGGGCCAAACUACUUUACCGUUAACUCUUUUGUUUCUUUGUUUGUAAUCAAAUUCAGUUACCAUAAAAUUCCGAAAAUAAGCCCCGGAGCUUAUAUUUUUCAAAGGCCCCGUUUGGAGGGGCUUAUCUAUGGAGGGAAAUUUGCGUUUCGAAAUAGAUUGGGCUAGCCUUAUUGUUGGAAUUAAAUUUACCGUUUUUGCUUUGUUUUACUCUGUAUUUGAGGGCAACUUUCAAGUACAAGCCACCCCCCCGGGGGGGGGAGCGUAUAUUUAGAGGGGCGAUCUAACAGAGGGUUUUUUGCCGCGUUACCGGUUUGGGGGGUUUAUAUUUGGAGGGGCUUACUUUCUGAAUUUUACGGUAUUUUCAUGAUUUCUUGAUUAAAGAACACUAAAACAGUUUUGGUGGACACCGACAUCCCAGUCGAGGACCUAUUAAAGCCCGAGCACGAAACUCUCCAUUCAAUAGAUAGCACUUCUGGAGAAGGCUAUAAAUUGUUUGACCUUGUCGUAACAGCAGAGGAUGGAAGAUUUUACUCCUGUGUAAAACCAGAGGCUGAAGCGGAUAAAUGGUAAGCACCUUCAUUGAGGAUUGCAUAAAUUGAUUGUUCUCUCUCUCUCUCUCUCUGCCUUUUUUUAAAAUCGUUUAUAAACGUAUUCAACUAGGCGGGUCAUCCUUCUAGCCGAGCUAUUUUCCCGCUUCUUGUCAAUGUUAAUGGUUCGCCAAGUUUGGCAAGAAAAUCUAUAAAAGGUUUGCUAGCCAUGGGGAGCCUAGCCGACCUUGGGAGGACAAGUGACUCUUCUUGUUCUCUUGCGGAUAUAAGGAAACUAGCCGGCUCUGACAUUUUUGGCACGUGUUAUAAAGUGAAGUAACGGUCAACUAUGCCUUUAUUUUUAUAGGGCUGUGUACGAUGGCUUAAAAGUUAAAGAGUAUGUUAUGACCAAUGGUUUAUUGCGCACCUUAUCCGGAGGACAGGACCACGAUCUUUAUAAUAUCCUUUAAAUACGGACUAGACUAACCUAGCCAAAUUAUUGGCUGAAAGUGUCAAAACGUCGCGAGAUCCGCAGCCCUUUCAAAUGUUGUAAUGAAAAGAAAUCAUUGUAGCUUGUGCUGUUAACGUGUUCUUUAUUUCACUUACUCUACAUGACAUUAAGAGGUAGAUUUUCCUUGACUGUUCAUACCUAUUGCCGUCUAUACCAUUUCUUGGAGUAAUAUUCGAAAGCCGAUCGCUCCAUCUCCAAAUAAGCAGGAAGAAGCACUUCUCGGCUAAGGAUAAUCAAAACCUUACAGAAUUAAAGGCUAUUCCAAAAUAGAAUCGCCUACAGGUUAAUACUUGUUGCAAACGAACUUUUGCCCUUUCUAGUAAACAUAUUAAUUAGACCACCAUCUGAUUUUUUAAACUCUACUUGCAGUGUUGGAAGUGAAGAAGAUUGCGUGAUCAUCAAAGAUGUCGGUACGUAAAAGUCCUCACUGCGCAUUCAGCAACAUGUAAUGAUUCGCCUGAUCAUAUUUUUUGUAAUCUUAACCCGUCGGUAAAUAGCCGCGAACACCUUGAAUAUGAAGAAUAGAUAUGUCUGAGAUUGAACGUAGUGGCCAAAAUUGCCUAGCCAAUUAUUAUUAUUCUUUUUUUGACAGUUUUAGCAAGGAAAUGAUUCAGAAGAAAAAUUUUUACAACACUUACUGAAAACAUAUCACAAAAAUUCGAAGAAUAACAAAUUUUACAACAUUCUAGACUAAAAAGAGAAAAGGCAAAGAAGGGCCCCGAGAAGGCCGCAAAUUUCACGAAAGUUUCAUGACAUACACACACUUAUGUACGUUCAUACAUACAUACAUCUAUCUAUUGUUGCCCCCUAACAAGGGCGUUUUAAAACCAAUAGUACAAGUAAAAAAAGGAACAGAAAUCGUACAUAAAUAUAAUAACUGUAUAAUAAUUGCUUAAUAUGUUAACAUAAUUCGCUUAAAUUUUCUCCAAAAGCAAUGAAAGUGUUUAAGAUACUUGACGUCCUCAUGUGCUUGCUUAAUCCAUUCCAGAUUUGAACCCCUCUAUAGGCAACACGACGCUGACAAGUUGGCAAGCAACAACGGCAAACAUUUAGGUUGUAAAUUGCAAAAGUAACAGGAAUUUUUCUUGCUGUCUAAAGAGACGGAGUAACUAAUAUCGCAAGAAUAACAGGAUAUUUAAUGUUUUCUGUUUGCAAUCAAAAUUCUUGUUAGUUAGUGCGAAUGUUACGGACUUUUGGGGGGUCUUCUUUGCCUUUCUUCUCUAAGUCUUUGCAUGAACGAAUUGAAUUUAUUGAACUUAUUAUUAGGCUUCAAAUUAAAUAUUAAAAAUGUAACGUAAUCUGUAAUACUUCGUUCACACUUUCCAGUGCGACAUGAAGAGGUUUUACAUCGCAUGGAAAAGGCCAUGAAGGAUUUUAUUGGGCUGGAAACUCUGAAACAGCAGUUCCUAAGAUUUACAAGAACGCAGCUUCAGAACGACAGAAGAAAAAGGCUUGGGCGACAAAUACAGCAGGACACACCUUUACACCUAGUUUUCGCUGGUAAUCCUGGUACAGGAAAGACACCAUUUGCAAGGCGUGUAGCAGGUGAGAAUUCCAAAGUUUCAUAACAGAAAUAACCUAUGGGAAAAAAGGUUACAAUAGAGGGCUGAUUUUAGAUUUUUUUUUACCUUUGAGUUUUAAAGCGAUGCCAUUCCCACGGCUUGUACAGUUUCCGCAACACUUAAUUUAUAAGUGCCCUAAAUCAACCUGGACAAUGUCAUAUCUUAUCAUAUUCUAGCCCCAUUGUAAUUAUAGGGUGAAUUUCUAUCCAUUGACGUGAUGACGAGUUAGAAAAAGAGAAUUAGCGAGAUCAAAUAUUGCAUGUAUUGAUUAUGAUUUUCUCCAUGACUAUGAUGUAAUUGCCAUUGAAUUCUACUUUCUCCGUAGACCUGCUCUUCAGCAUAAAGAAAACUAAAAAAAAUAAAAUCGUGGAGGUCCAAAGAUCUGACCUUAUAGGUCAGUAUCUAGGAUCAACCACAGAAAAAACAAAACAAAAAAUUGUGGAAGCUCGUGGUGGCGUCCUAUUUAUAGAUGAGGCCUACCGGUUAAUACCGACCGCUGGUGGCAAGGACUUCGGCCGUGAGGCCAUCGAGGAGUUGAUGGCCGUUAUGGAGGAUGGCGACCCGGUAAUGAUCUUCGCCGGGUACGAAGACAAAAUGGAAAAGUUCCUCAAUGUAAAUCCUGGACUGAGGUCUAGAAUUUAUAGAAAGUUCACCUUUCCCGAUUAUUCGACCGACGAGCUUGGGGAAAUUUUUCAUCUAAAGGCCAAACAAGAGAGAUUCCAGGUGGAUGCCAACGUGGCGGAAAUUCUCGCUGCGCACACAUCACCUGCCCAAAGAAAAAAUAUGAAUGCGCGCCUGGUACGAAUCUUGUUUCACGAAAGUGUUGAAGAGGCAAGCAACAGAUUACCACUUAAUGCCACUUUAUCACAGUUAAUGGAAUUGAAGGAAGACGAUGUAGUGUCAGCUUGCGCUCGUCUUCCCUCAGUUCCAGAAGGAGAUUCUUCUUCUUGA
Porites lobata is the source of this 7808-nucleotide messenger RNA. The record is from the annotation of a GenBank genome assembly. Lineage: Eukaryota; Metazoa; Cnidaria; Anthozoa; Scleractinia; Poritidae.